AUGAAAAUAGAGCGUCAAGACACUUUUAUGAGAGAUGCCAUACCAGCAAGGGUAAAGUUAGAAGUAACCCUGUGUUUUCUAAGCUCAGGAAUAUCAUACAGGCUGUUAGCAAUAUUUUUCAGGAUUUCAAAAUCCUCCAUAUUAAAAUUUAUACCAGAAGUUUGUGACGUUAUGUAUGAAGCUUUGGACGAAUAUUUGCAGGUACCAGACAAAAGGGAAUGGGAAGACAUACAAGUAGGAUUUCACCACAGGUGGAAUUUUCCAGGAUGUUGUGGAGCCAUCGACGGCAAACAUGUGGUUUUCUUGUUCUCUGUAGAGAUUCAUGAAUGUAAUAUUAUUCUCAGAAGACCACCUUUCGGAGCCCAUUUCGAAUUGGGUAAACGUUUGUGGCGCAGCACACAUAAAAUACAGCUUCUGCUUCGUAAUUGCGGGCUGACACUGGCGAGCUACUGCCGAACAUGUCCGAACGAUGCGAAUGACGUCCGAGCUGUUGCCAUAUGCGCGUUGCUGUCGGGCCAGUAG
This is a messenger RNA of Acanthoscelides obtectus, 522 nucleotides long. The record is from the annotation of a GenBank genome assembly. NCBI's taxonomy places the organism in Eukaryota, Metazoa, Arthropoda, Insecta, Coleoptera, Chrysomelidae.